AUGAAAUACACUUAACAUCAAAGUGCAAACUGUUUUUUACCGUAUUUAUCAAUUUUCGAUUAAUUAUUUCACAGUAAUAUCAUUCCAUUAGUUGUAUAAUGUUAUUAUUCAAGACUAUUUUUUUCUAACAAUUCGAAAAUGUGAAUUUAAAGUUUUUCUUCGUGACGUAUGAGAAUGAAAGAAACAUGAUAGAAAUUUUGCAAAUGUUUUUAUUUUUAUUUAAAUCCAAAUAUCGACGAAAAUAUUACGCCAGAAGGGCUAUACUAUGUUGUUUGGUGAUUGUUGGUGUUUUGUCUUUAGUUUCUAAUGUAUAUGCGAAGUGUAGCAAUCCUAGCUGUAGUGGCAAUGGUAUUUGCACAAACAACACUUGUGUCUGCAGCGAUGGGUGGCAGGGACCCGAGUGCCAGUUUUGCGGAGGAAAAGUCAGACUUAGUGGACCGACAGGUACAAUACACGACGGUUUAGGCAAUUACUCCCUCACCAGUAAAUGUAGCUGGCUGAUAGAUGCCCCCAACUCGACCAUCACUCUUCACAUUGAAGAAUUCGCCACCGAAUGCGGCUGGGACCACCUCUACGUGUACGAUGGCGACAGCGUGAAUUCACCACUGCUAGCAGUAUUUAGCGGGCUCAUGUACAAAGAGUCCUAUAGUAUUAGAAGGAUACCGGAGGUGGUAGCAGAAUCGGGGGCUGCGUUGAUACACUUCUUUAGCGACGAUGCCUACAACAUGUCUGGGUUUAAUGUCACGUACAGGCUGAAUUCUUGUCCGUCUACAGUGUCUGGAUACAACUGUUCGGACCAUGGUAUCUGCAUAGACGGAGAAUGCACUUGUGACGGCCAUUGGGACGGGGCCGCUUGUCAUCUCGAAAAAUGCCCCAACAAUUGUGGAGCUUCCGAAGAUAGGGGCAUAUGCGAACCGGAAAAGGGAUGUGCCUGCAUCGGCAACUACAAGGGAGACGAUUGCAGCCAGCUGGCCAGCGAAGGCUAUUGGGAAACCGUCACAGUCCAGACAUUCACUCCCAAUGGGUCUGCUUCUCACGGUGCUGCCGUUUGGAGGGAUUCUAUGUAUAUAAUUGCUGGAGAAAGCUACAACAGAGGAAGUUUGCUGUCUGUGUACGACUUUAAUGGUAACGUUUGGGAAACCUUACAUAUAGCAGAGAGCCCGUCCCUUAGGUAUGGCCACUCAACCGUCCUUUACGGAGACAAAAUUUUUCUUUACGGCGGUGUAGAGGGCAACAGAGGUCCCACAUCCGAACUAUGGGCUUUCGAUAUUAGUGCCAAAACCUGGGAGAAUAUAACAGUUAAGGCUGAUUCGUGUAAUGACAGUUAUAUAAUGUGCGGUCCUCUUAAAUCCGCUGGUCAUACGGCCACUGUAGUGAUAAACAACUAUAACAAAAAAGUAGAUAGAAUGAUAGUGAUAUUCGGUCAUUCUCCACGUUUAGGGUACCUCAAUACUGUCCAAGAGUACUACUUCGGUACUAGAGAAUGGCAUAUAGUGAACACUCAGGGCUACCCAGUGAAAGGAGGUUAUGGACACACAGCUAGUUGGGAUCCUUUGACGGCAAAGAUCUACGUAUAUGGCGGUGUUGUCUCAGAAAGCGAGUCUUCUCAAUAUUUAAGCAAGAGUCUCUAUUCCUACGAGCCCAACCAGAGGAUAUGGACUCUUCUUGCAGACGCUCCAUCUGCGAGAUUUCUCCAUACAGCCACGUUUGUUUCUGAUAGUUUAAUGUUAGUUUUUGCUGGAAAUACUCAUAACGAUACAUCACACAGCUUCGGUGCCAAAUGUUACAGUAGCGAAUUGCUAGCUUAUGACGUGUUGUGCGACACUUGGCACACCAUGAAAGUACCAAAUGAUUUACGUACCGAUUUAGCAAGAUUCGGACACUCCGCGGUAGUCUUCGAAGGAUCUUUGUACAUUUAUGGAGGAUUUGAUGGUCGAAUGUUAUCAGAUAUGUUGAGGUACACUCCUGGGGAUUGCAGAUACAUCAACGAAACCUCGUGUCUAAAGAGCAAAUCCGGGUUAAAGUGCGUUUGGGAUUCAAAAUCCGGUUCUUGCGCUCCGGUUCGACAGGUUCCCAAAGAUUUGGUGCUCAAAAAAGAAGAGAGCCACAUAAUCAAAUGCCCGAAACUCAACAGAUCUGCUGGUACUUCGAUAACGAUCAGGAAAGAAAGAAAAUGCGAGGAGAUGAACGACUGUUUGAGUUGCGUCCAUACUACCAGUGAUUGCGUGUGGUGUGGUUCUGCGUGCAUCCCGUCAAGUAAGAAGUGCACCAAGGGAAGUACCAACGGGAGUACGAACUCUUCAGAGUUACAACCGAUUGUCAAAUCAGCCAUGUGCCCUUCACCUGAUCCAGCUCCGAUUUGCAAGCAGCUACACACUUGCAAAGCUUGCACGUAUCAGCCUUCGUGCAUCUGGCGUUUUGAACAUGCAAAAUGCGUUCCGCAUGCUUACUCCAACAGCACUAGUUCCGCCGAAGCCACUGAGCAGAACCAAUGCCAAAACGUCUGUUCAGAAUACAACGCUUGCUAUAACUGUACCCAAGAAGAGUGUAUUUGGUGUCAGAACGAAGGAAGAUGUGUGGAUAAGAACGCUUACACGUCAAGUUUCCCGUACGGACAAUGCCGGGAAUGGACGACCGUCCACACGAAGUGUAGAUCGAGAGGAAGUGACGAGAACUCGCAAUGCGAGUUUUAUAAGACUUGUUCGAAAUGUCAAGACGACCCGGCUUGUGGUUGGUGCGACGACGGAUCCAGGACGGGACUCGGGACGUGUAUGCCUGGGGGAUAUACCGGUCCAACUCUGCACACUCAAUCUCUACCAUCUUCCACCUGCCCUCCGGAGCGCUGGCACUUCACCCACUGUCCGCAAUGCCAGUGCAACGGCCACGCCAGCUGCAAAGAGAACACCAGUAGCUGCCUCAACUGCAGCAAUCUAACCACCGGCAAGCAUUGCGAGUACUGCAUCAAAGGCUACUGGGGCAACCCGGUGAACGGGGGAAAAUGCUCGCCUUGCCAGUGCAACAAGCAAGCCGACGAUUGCCACAGAGAGACGGGGAAGUGCUACUGUACGACCAAAGGGAUCAUCGGGGAUCAGUGCGAGAAGUGCGACAUCGGGAACCAUUAUCAUCCGGACCCGAACAACAAAUCUUGCUACUAUGACUUAACCAUCGACUACCAAUUCACUUUCAACCUAUCCAAGAAAGAAGACAGACACUACACGGAAAUAAACUUCAGGAAUUCUCCGGCCAAACCAGACAUAGACGCCGAUUUUCUAAUAACCUGUUCGGUGAUGGCCAAAAUGAACAUAACAGUGAGAACAGAGAACUCGGAAGAAAAAGCCAUCUUCGAGAACCACAAUUGCACGACGUUUAGGUCGAAGUUUUCGAAGUCCCUGUACAAAUUCGGAGUGGAAAACGGCGCCAACGUCACGACGUUUUAUGUCUAUGUUUACGACUUCCAGACGCCGCUAUGGAUACAGAUUUCGUUUAGUCAGUACCCGAAGUUGAACUUGCAACAAUUCUUCAUCACAUUUUCUUCAUGUUUCCUUCUGCUGCUUUUGGUGGCGGCCAUCCUAUGGAAGAUAAAGCAACGGUACGACAUGUACCGCCGUCGACAGCGGCUCUUCGUCGAGAUGGAGCAGAUGGCGUCGCGUCCCUUCUCCCAAGUUCUCGUAGAGCUAGAAUUGAAAGAGACCGUAGACUUUAAGAACAAUGGCGUAGUGGGCGACGCCAAACGCAAGAAGAGGGACGCACCCAGUCCGAUUGCUCUGGAACCGUGCUACGGAAAUAGAGCCGCGGUGCUUAGCCUGUUGGUGAGGUUACCCACUGGGGGAGAACCUCACACCGUCAAGGGCCAGUCGGCAGGUCUAGCCAUCGCUAGCGCGCUCGUCACUCUAGGAAACCCGCGUAAAAUCAGUAUAGACCAAAUCAAGACGGAUACGAAAGGGGGCAAGAUCAGGAAGUCCCAGAGCCAGCAUCCGGACAGCUGUCUUUGAAUUAUCGGGAAGUUGGUAUUUUGUAGGAUAACGUUAUAUCUUUUUGUGACUGUUCUUUUAUUUGGGAAAGAUACAAAAUUGUUACAGGGUACGAAACGGUGUUUGUGAAAAUUUUGGAAGCUGUCGUUAAAGGGAGAUAGCAAUAUGAAAGUAUAGAACAGUCUUUCAGUAUAUUUGUCCGGGACUGCAGGCUGUGAUCUGGAGUUAUUUUUUGACGUAACUCAUACAAAAUGUCUAAGUAACAUAAAAUUUUUUUUCUCAUAUAAUAAAUCAAUUUUGCUUGGAUUUUAAAAAGUUACAUACCGUUAUAAUGCCUGAAUAGUUAGUAAUGAAUUCAUCUUAAUGUAAGAGUAAUAUGAUUUCUCUAUGAUGAAAUAAUCAACCAAAAGUUAAUAAGUGCACUAAUUUAAUGGAAAUUUUCUUUUAACAUAAAAAUCUAACACCAAAUGUGUUUAAUAAUCUGCAUUUUCUCCACCAGCAUUAAUAAUUACAGCUUGACAAUCUCUUAGUAUGCUUAAAAUUAAAUUAUCAAUUUCGUUUUGAGGCGAUUAUAUAGUAUGAACAUUGUGCAGAUAACCGUCCCUGAAGUAUAUCCCGUACAUGCUCGGUGGGAUUAAGAUCUGGCGAUUGUGUUGGCCAUGGUAAAAGUGUAAUAUCCUCAUUACGAAGCCAGUCUCUUACUGUUGCAGCAGUAAGUCGCAUUGCAUCAUCCUGCAUGAAACGCAAAUCAGGACCUGUGGUAGUGGCAAAUGGAAGGACAACAAGUUCUAAGAUACGAUCAAUGUAUUGACAUUGAUCCAAACUGCCUUCCACAAAAACGGGAACAUUUGGAUGAUGAAAAAUUAUUCCAGCCCACAUCAUAACUUGUAGAUUGUAGACCACUGUAUAGACGAACGCCCUAUACAUUCCUGAUUCCUGAGCAUCUCUUGUUGACCAGGUUCUCUCCAAACUCUCACUCUUCUUGUAUCAGGGUAGAUAUAAAACUAACUUUAUCAGUAAAUAACACAGAACUCCAUUCUUGUAAGCCCCAAUGGACAUGUUGUGCUCUGAGUCAACGAUUUCCAUGACGUAACGUAGGUACCCUCAGUGGACAUCUGGCGAGCAAACCAGUUUCAUAUAUGUAAUCUAUUCCUCAUAGUUUGGUCAUUUACACUAAUGUUCUGAGUAUUUUCUAAGGCCCCACAGAGUUGACUAGCAGUUAUAUGCAUACUUCGACAAGCUAAUCCUGCCAUAGCAAUCCUGUCUACGAGCAGUUGUCUUUUUGGCGACCCCAUGUCUUUCAGCUACAUUACCAAAACUACCAAAAUGACAUGCAACAUUAGCUUGUGAAAGACCAGCCUCAAUCAUAAUCACAUCACAUGUCUCAAAUGCCGAUGCUCCAUGACUGUUGUUGCGUUUAAUAGUCUUGUUUUAAUAAAAUGAAGAAUUAAAGACAAUGGAGAAGGGUACAAGGAAGGUCUCAAUGAAAGUGUGCGAAGAUGUAGGUGUUGUUGUCCUUACACUUCGUCCUGGUGCCUUUGUUUCGCGCACCAGUCAUAGGUCGCUGGUUUUUCCCUUUGGGAAACUGAAUUUUCUUUCCUUAGGGAAAUGGUUUCACUUUUUCUAUACUUAUGCCAAGGACCACCCAAAGCUUUGGGACAAAUGAAAUAUGUGAAAAGAACGUUUUCACCAAGUCUAUUUACUAAAAACAAUUGCAAUAACGAAAUUUGGGACGCCGAUAGCUUGCUUGCGAUAGCUCAAUAAACGCACUAUGAGCACGAAAACAUAAAAAGAAUUGGCACUAGUUACUCAAUACGUAUUAAAGAGUUCGGUUUGCUUGGAACCGAGAGCGUUGAGCUUCAACUGUUCGACUGUCCCGUCUGGCUCUUCCAACUGUACUCCUUCCGAACACAGGAACACCCCCCAACCCCCUUUCAUCGCAACCGUCUUCCUUGGACUUCAGAUUUUCCUUUUUUGAUUAAAGUUUAUGUCAGCCGUCUUUUUCGUGAAUUGGGUUGUUUGGGAAUUUUGGAUAACAAAAACAGAGAUAAGAAUUUCUAAAUUUGUACUGUCAUUGUUAUAAUUAUUAAGAACGCAUUAGGAUUAUAUUUAGAAAGUUAAUUUGCAAGCAGGUAUCGGCAUCCGUACAGAUAAUUAAAUUUUAGGAAAAAAAUUUAUAAGUCUAUAUCUUAAAACUAAUAUACCGCGUGAGCGAAAUUAAACUAAUAUUAAACAUAUGUUUAAUAACUGUUUAGCAACAGAAAGGUCAUAGCCAGACUAGCACAAUUAAAGUAAAUGCAGUCUAUCUUUCAAAUUUGAGGUACUCUUCUUUAUAAUUUGAGGCAAUUAAUUGUACCAAUUUGAGACGGUGUUCCUUUGCCUUAAUAAAACAGUAAAACUGACAGAUUAAUUUUCAUAGCAUACCUUGACUUAUAAAAAACAAGUUUUCAAAUUGAAUGGUAUGCAUUAACAAAAAAAGUGUUUUUAUUGAAAAAAGUGGAAUAAUAGUGGGGUUCCUUAGACAUUUUUAAUGUUUGUAGUUUCUUGCAAAUAAGAAAUAAUUCCAGAUCACGCCUAUAAGCCAGGAAACCAAUGUAUAAUCGUACUGAAUUUAACUUUGGUUUGGUUUUUAGUAAAUGCUGCCGAUUAAAGGUACGUUUUUACUGGAGUGUCUGUUGCGAUCAUCUAUGAUCGCUAAGCGAUUUUACUGAAGCGAUGAUUAGUGAUAUAGUGAAAAAUUGGUUUUGUUGCAGCGAUGAGCGUAUGGAAAAGAAAAAAAUUCUUGUUAAAAUACCUGUUAGCAGAAGGAAUAAAGGACGAAGAAAUGUUAAGUGCUCCAAGAUUAGAAAAACAUGCGAUAUUUAAAAGAAGACAAGACAAGAAGUAGGAUACUCCAAAAUUUUAAUUUAAUAAACAACCAUUGAUCAGAUUAUUUUAAGUUUCAACAGUUCUUUCUGAUUGAAUGAACUUCAGUUCGAUUUUCUGUUAAGUUAUAGUCGCUGCUAUAGUCGCUCAGCGUCUGCGACUGUGUCUGCUCUCGGACCAGUACACCGCGAUUAUCGCUCAGCGACCAUCGCUCAAUGAUGAUCGCAACAGACGCUCCAGGAAAAAGUACCUUAAACAGAAAUGCUGCUGGUGUAUGGAUUCAAGUAAUAUUUAAUUUUAGGCGACAUUGAGAACGCUUUUCAUGAAGCAAUUUUUUUAAUUGUUAAUAUAUCUGUGAUUUUUAUGAUAGCCGAUAGUGGUAAGUUUAAUUUUUAUUUUUCAAGUCAUAUUUAUAAUGUAAUAAUAAAAGAAGAAGGAUCAAGAAACGCAGAAGUCACUUUCAUUUUCGCUAUCUCUCUCGAACAGUCUGGUGGGAGACUUUUUCAUAAUGUUAGUUAUUGUAAAGUGAUACUUUUUGAUCAAAAUUCGAUUUCUGAAUAGGAAGGCAAGGAAGAAAGUUUAAGAUCACAGAAUAGAUAAGAACGUUUUAAUUUAUUGUUAUGGCAUAUGAAAAAAUACAGUUUAAAAAUUAAAUUUCUUCUUCUUAAAGUGCCCUCUCCUCAAUGGUAAAUGACAAUUACAAUUUGCAAACUCUUUUCUGUCUUCAGCUGCUCUUAUAUUAGCUGUUCAAAAUUUAGCUCUGUCCAUUAUUGGAUGUUUCUUAGCCACGAUAAUCUUUUCCUUCGUAUUGUUCUCUAUCCAUCGAUCUUUUCUUUCACUAUUAGUUGAGCUCAUUGGUACUUAUUAUUUCUCAGUAUGUAUGUGCAGUUCUCAGUUUAAUAUUUUAUGCAGCACUUCUUCGUUUAAGGUAUGCGAUGUCCAUGACAUUUUGAGGAUUAUCCGGUAGACCCAUAUUUCAAAUGCCUCCAAUUUAUUUAUGGUUGACGUUUUAAGGGGUUUCAACUGCAUAGAGAAGAUUUGACCAGACGUAGUUUUUUUUAGAUUGACAUCACUUUGGUUUGCUUAAUGUUUAUUUUUAUACCAAAUUACUCACAGACCGAGUUGGCCCUGUCGAUGAGUUAUUAUGGACAAAAGUCAAAAUCAGCAAUCAACACUGUAUCAUCAGUGUAUCUGAUGCUAUUGAUAUUUACGCCAUUUACCUUGACUCCAUCCUUAGAUUCCUCCAAUACCUAAUUAAAUAGAAACUUGGAAUACAGAAUAAAUUGCAGGGAUGACAAAACAUUUUUUUUGUCAAUUUGUCAAACUCCCGUCUAAAUCUCUACUUUUGCGGACGUGGAACCUACCUGACGUUUUGGUUCCAGUACAAGUUUUUUUAUUAGUUUGAUGUCUUUCUCAUCUAAACCGACUUCUUGCAAAAGUUCUAAUAGUAGAUCGUGUUUUACUCUAUCAAAUGCUUUUUCGAAGUCUAUGAAGUAUGUAAAUAUAUCUUUCUGUUGCUGAUAUCAUUUUUGGGUCAUAACUAGCAAAUUGAAGAGGGCUUCUCUCGUUUCCAUGCAGGCUCUUGAUCGUCUCAGAUGAUUGUUUCGCACUUUCUAUAGAUUAUUUUAUACCGGGUGGUGAAUUGGAAAACGGGCCAUAGGAAACUCAAUGUAAAAUUCUAAAUUGUUGAAUUCGUGCUUCCCUAAUUAUUUUACAUCAAAAGUCAUGAGAAACCAUUUGUAGAGGAUUAAAAUCUGUAUUAAAAACAAAAGUUAAAAUUGUUCUACGAUUUAAACAGAGUCCAAAAUUUUGAAAAAUAGAAUACAUUUGCCAUACCUAAGUAAGUGCGUAAAAGUAAGGCCACACGUUACUAUUUCUGACAGUACGCAAACUAUUGACUGAAUAAAACAUCUUUAUUAUUGCUACUUUCUCCUCAACUGAGGACAUCUUUUCGACUUUAUUGUUUUUUAAACAAUAAAAACCAUAAAAUAAAAAUACUGACAGUUCAAAAUAUUGUUAAUAUAAUAAUUUCAUUGUGACCGAAGGCAACCUAAUACACAUUCUUGCACUGUGUCUGGCAUAAAUUUGGCAAAUACUUUGAUAAAAUUUAUUAUAUUUUACAAAAUUUUGGAAUGUGUUUAAUUCGUAGAACAAUUUUAACAAUUCUUUUCAAUAAAGAUUUCAAUCCUCUACAAAUAGCUUCUCAUUUCUUUUGAUGUAGAAUAAUUAGGCAAGCAGGAAUUCAACAGUUUAGAAUUUUACAUUGAGUUUCCUAUGGCCCGUUUUUCAAUUCACCACCCUGUAUACGACUUUUAAUAGGACUUUUACUACGUGACUCACAAGGCUUAUCAGGCAGAAUUCGUUGCAGAGUUGUGGGUUUGGUUGUUUCGGUAUUGGGAUGAAUAUUUAUUUUAGCCAGUGUUGGAGUAUUUUUCCUUUAUCUUAAUUGCGGUUGAAUAAAAGGACAAAUAUUUUGAUGCUUUCUUCACUGAUUAAUUUUAACGUUUCUUUAUAUAUUCCAUCUGGACCUGAGCUCUUAUUUGUUUUGAGUUGAUUAAUGGCAUUUAUAAUUGCAAUUUUCAGAAUUUUUGGUCCUUCGUUGUUGUUCUCCAAUCUUCUUGGUUCUUUGAGUAUGCCGUUAAAAAUGAAACUAUGACGAAAAUCGGCGUUCUUAUACCUCUGUUAGGUAGACAGUAGAAAAAUUUCUCCUAAUCCAGGCUAAGACGUAGAUUAAUCUGAAAAUUUUAAACUACUACGUUAGCCUCUACUUAAAUGAAAAUCUAUCUGUGUUAUAGAAAUAUGUGGUUAUAGCUCUAAGACAGCAAGAUAAAACGGUUCUAUAGACCCAUAACGCUUUUCUAGGUUUCUGGACGCAUGAUAAUGUCAUGGUAUAUACAAAAUAAUUAUUUCUUCCAAAGUUAUGCUAAUAAAACGACGAAUAUUUCUUGAUCUUAAAGUUUCUUUCUCUCCAUUUUAACCACAAUCUCUUAUUACCAAUCGUAAGUGUAACAUACUGGAAUUAGAAUAUUUUUUAUGUAAUAAACUAAACUAUUUAGCUAAAAAAACUUGUCCUAAUAGUUAGCAUUCAAAUGUGAUAACAAGAGUUUUUUGUAAUAGAUCGUUUAAUUCAAGAGCUUUUAAAAUAUUAUCUUAAACUAAAAUAUUACGUAAACUAGUAGACGUGCUGCAUGUGAUUUUUUACAGUAGCUUAUUACAUUCUAACGGUUCUGUGGUUUUUAGAUCGAAUUUUUAUGAGACUACUUUUGGGAUUAUUUCGUGAAAAGUCUUAACAAGUUGGUGGCUGGUAGUUAUCAGUACAGUAUUAAGUUUUUCGUGAGUAUAAAAGAAACUUGGACCUACCAUUAUCUGGAUUUACCACGUAAAUUUUGUACAAACUUAGUCUAAUCUUCAUAAAACUUUCUUGACGGCCACAUUUUUUUACAAUUAUUAUUUAGUUGUACUCACUUACCUUCCGUGUACUUACUUUCCGUGUCCGGAACACCAACAACUUUAAAUUCUGUACUUCCAAUGGUUAGCCCCAUGGAAGGCCCUGUCAGUUGCUAAAAUUAGGUCUUCUGUGCAGGUUUGUCUCAUUUUUGUGCUUAAUAGUAGAUGCUAACUAUUCUGAACCGCACCAUAGUCGCAGGUAUCGUUCUCCUAGUAUCCCCAUUUCUUCAGGUUUCUAACACAACGUGACAGCUUUCUUAGCCUGUUUAGCGCUUUCUAUGUGGGAUACGGUAAAUUGUGUCUAGCAUCUAUUUCCCCUGAGAGUGCGAAAUGUGUUGUGGUAGCUGACGCUUGCCAUAGAUGUAAUCUACGUGUCUCCUGCUUCCUUUGUCUACCUCUGACGUGACCUGUCUCCUGAUAUGUGGUGGAGCGAUUCCAACUAUGUGGUAGAUCGUUUCUAUAGGUGUCCAUUUCAGGCAACCCGAUAUUAUAUGAACCGUUUCAUUUAGAGCUACGUUGACGUUUUUAGCGUGAGCAGAGUUUAUUCACACUGGUGCUCCAAACUCCGUUGCUGAAAAACAAUGUCUCCCAGGGCUUCUGUCAGUUUUACAUCGACUUCAUUGAAGGUGCUUCCCUGGAUAGAAUCGAGGCGACGACACUUCCCCGUGUGAACCCUUUUUUUAACCCUCCACCCACUGUUUUUGGACUGGAGCGUUACGCAGAAGCAUCUAUUCUGUAGGAGACAUGUCACUAACCUUGUAAGUCGAAAAUCCUUUGUAGUUUCGUAGAGUUUUGCGAGUAGCCGUUGAUGGUUAACUGUGUCAUAGGCGGCAGUUAGGUCUAUGAACGCUACUCCUCUUAUUUCUUUCCGUUAAAAACCAUCUCUUUAAUAUGUUGGGCGAGAUUAAGGAUUAAGGUGCAGGUGAGAUUAAGGAUUAAGGAUUAGGUGCAGCAGCGCUUUCCGGGUCUGAACCCUGCUUGUUCUGAAAUAAUUUUAGUCUCCACAGAUUCAGCGGAUGCAGAAAUUCUUCAUUUUGACGAGUCACAGUUACUAGUUCAAUAUGUACUAUGUACAUUAACAUUUUUUUAAUAAAAAGCAUUUUUUUUUCAAUAUAGCUGAAUCUAUUCGCUCAAAUCACUUUUAUCAACAAUAUUCUAAGUUUUAUUGAAGUUAAAUCCUCGAAAUAGCUAUUUGAGCAGCGAUUACCUCGUAGUUGAAUGGAAAUCUAUUGCGGUUGUCAUUUUUCGUUAUUAUUGGCAGACUCCACUGCUGAACAUAGACCUCCCGUAAAUAAUUCCAUUGUAUCGGAUCUUGAGCACAUUGAAGGUAGUUGUGCUGAAUGCACUUGAUGUCGUUUGACUAUCUUGUUGCAGGACGACCUCGAUUACCAUAAGCUUUGUGUCUAGGUCUCCAUUCUAAAAUUUUCUUGGUCCAUCUUCCAUCUCUGACUGACAAUAUGGCCUGCUCAGUUCCAUUUUAGCUUAGUAAGUAUUUUAACUGUAUCCGUAACACCAAUUUUUCUCUUACACUGAAAAUUAACUUGACAUUUCAAACAGAAACACGUUAUAGAUAUACAAAACACUCUCACCUAAUUAUAUAAGGUUCAAAGGUUCUUUUAAGCAAAUAAAAAUAGAUUUUGUAAAAAUUACACAUUUGCCAACUUGCAAAGACUUUUCUUUUUUGGCUACCUUAAUAAUAAAAGGAUUGAUAUUUGGCAACAAUGGUUUGUUUUGUAGAUUUUAGAUUCGAAUAUACCAUUGUACCUUUAAAUAUUUAUAUACAUGCCGACAAUAUUUUCGAAUUUGUCUACAAAGAUGGUUAUUUUGGUGUAGAUAUAAAAUAUAGUGAAAGUGAGAGGAAAGCCGUCAAAAAUGAAAUAUGUGAAUAUUCUUUUAAAUUUUUUGGAUAUUCUAGUUUAUUUGUUAGAUUGAUGUUAACUAUUUAUUGGAGUAUGAUGUUAAUAUUUUGAAGGAUGUUAUGCUGUGAGAUUUAGAUGAUAUGGAUUUUUUUUACAUACGAUGCACUAAAAUCUUCGGUAAAUUCACAAAGGUAUAUCUCUGUAACACUAACAUUCCAUUUUGUGAAGUCUGACAGAAUUUGAUUUGAAACAGCAAUAAAUCGAACAUUCUUUGAAAAAAGACGAAAACACGACAAACGCCUAACUAUUUGGAUACUUCUUCAUGUUUUUUUUUGUAUCAGUAGAUUCAGUGAGAAAAGAGCUUCACGCGUUCCUAGAUCUUUGCGAAUCCCAAAUUAUGUAUCAGUUAUGUCUGUGCCCAGUUUAUGAUAUUGUCCCUACCAUUUCCAACUAUCGAAUGUGAAAAAUCGGGUUUUUCAGAUUCGAUACCUUUGCCCUCGCAUUAUACGUGAUACGAUACAUCUUGUGGCAAAUUCUCGUUAUUGUAGCUUGAUUAGGAGCGCGGAAAAUAUAUUAUAUGCUAUGCUGUUUAUUUAAACCAUCGAAUAUGAACAUUUUUCCAUUUUGGUUGACUGCAAACUGACGAAAAUGGUUAUAUUCGAUAUAGUCUAAGAGCUAGUGAACCCUCCGACUAACGGUCGUCCUGUAAGGCUAAAAAUUUUUCUAGUG
Molecule: messenger RNA, 12871 nt
Organism: Diabrotica virgifera virgifera (western corn rootworm)
Lineage: Eukaryota; Metazoa; Arthropoda; Insecta; Coleoptera; Chrysomelidae
Product: attractin
Exons: 8
Coding region: 186-3992 (1268 amino acids)
Cellular component (GO): Golgi apparatus
Molecular function (GO): protein binding
Source: RefSeq, a predicted model, not a curated record